Molecule: messenger RNA, 1818 nt
Organism: Colletotrichum spaethianum
Lineage: Eukaryota; Fungi; Ascomycota; Sordariomycetes; Glomerellales; Glomerellaceae
Product: trichothecene efflux pump TRI12
Exons: 3
Coding region: 1-1818 (605 amino acids)
Biological process (GO): transmembrane transport
Cellular component (GO): membrane
Molecular function (GO): transmembrane transporter activity
Source: RefSeq, a predicted model, not a curated record
AUGUCUUACAAUGAAUCUUCCAACAUGGGUCGUGAUCGAGAAAUGAAGAUUCGGAUGGCUCAGGAGGCUCAAGCCGUAAUUGAGUUCGAAGAGGAUCCUCACCGCGCGGCGCUAGAGGAUAACCCAGCUGAGGCGCGGUCUAUGGCGUUCUCUUUCGGGCCACCUGUUGGACUUGCAUUCCUCACCGUCGCCUCGGUCGUUGUGCAAGUUACUGGAGAGCUCGGUGGGCAAGACCAACUUGCCUGGGUCGUAGGAUCAUGGUCUCUUUCGACAGCCUGCUCCUUCUCUCUCGCAGGACCCCUCAGCGAUGUAUUCGGCAGAAGGAUAUUGGUUCUGGGAGGCCAAUUCACCGUUGCAAUCGGUUGCAUCGCUGCGGCCGCCGCGCAUAAUAUCUCGACUCUCAUAGCGGCCGAAACACUUAUUGGCCUCGGGACCGGUUUUGUCUUCGUUUCCUACGCAGGCGUACCCGAGAUGCUACCCAAUAAGUGGCGGUCUCUUGGAUUGGGAAUUUUGGAAUCUGGCAUCGCUUUACCCUGGGGGAUCCUUUCCGUCCUGCUCGGCAACGCCCUCUUCAAGUAUACUUCGUGGCGAUGGAUAUUCGGCAUCGGCAUCAUCAUCGAGUUCAUAGCCCUUGUCGGCACUUGGUUCUCCUACCAUCCAACUCCUCGGCCCCGGGGCGACUUCGACAAGACUCGCCUGCAGCAACUCCAGGAUGUCGACUGGAUCGGAUUAACCCUCUUCACAUUCGGGCUAGCGAUAGCUCUCAUCGGCCUGACGUGGGGCGGCACGCCGACCUACCCAUGGAACAGUGCUGGUGCCAUCGCACCCAUCGUCAUCGGAUUCUUAGUCUUGGCCCUUGGAUUUGCCUAUGACUUCAAGGUCGCUGCACAUCCUAUGUUCCCAUUGAAGCUAUUCGUUAUGUUCCGAUGUUACUCUGUCCUGCUGGUUGUCAUCUUCGUCUCGGGCAUGAAUUUCCACGCCAUGUCAGCUCUUCUACCACAGGGGUUCUUGUACAUGUUCACCACCGACGGUAUUCAUAUUGGAGUGCUCUCUCUACCUAAUACACUGAUGAUCGGCUUCACAGGUGUGCUUGCGCCGCUUAUCGCACACAAAGUGGGCUAUAUCAAAUGGCAACUUGUCAUCGGCAUGGCCUUUCAGGCGAUAUUCAUCGGCGCCAGUGCAGCAACUGUCUACCCCAACCAAAAACUUGCUUACGCUUUUGUUCCUGCCAUCGGCGUGCCCAUGUUUGUCUGGGUCACAAUUCUGUCUUACGCAAUUGCCAGUCUUCAUGUCCCCCAUUCGAAUCUCGGCGUGGCCAUGGGUCUGCUAGGUACCUUCAGAUCAGGAGGCGGAGCCGUGGGUAACGCGAUUUUCAACACAAUCUUCCAAGAGAAGUUCCACGAGUUCGCCGGGGAAGAAAUCUCAAACGUGGCCAUCAGUAACGGACUGAACCCUGCUGAUCUGGGCCUCAUAAUCCCGGCAGCUAUCGAGUUCAACAUGGGCAAUCCUCGAGCACUACUCAAUGUCCCUGGUAUUACGCCAGGAGUCCAGGAAGCUCUUCGAACGGCUGUGCGAGCUGGAGCCGGACACGCCUUCAAGAUUGUAUUUUACGUCACUAUUCCAUUCAGCGUUGUUGCAUUGAUGUGCAGUCUUGUCGUGGAAGACCCAACGGCUUACAUGACAAACCAUAUUCAAUCUGCUAUGGGUCAGGACCAGGAGGUGUCGAAGUGUGGCAAACGUUCAAUGAUACCCGAGGACAGCCAGGCCAUCGAGUUCGACACAAGGGAAAUCCACGUAGAGCCCAUCAGAAAGAAUUGA